Messenger RNA from Siniperca chuatsi (mandarin fish), 3881 nucleotides. It is a transcript of the gene csf1rb, whose product is annotated as colony stimulating factor 1 receptor, b. Gene Ontology annotation, cellular component: signaling receptor complex; CSF1-CSF1R complex. The coding region runs from base 72 to 3284 and encodes 1070 amino acids. The transcript is spliced from 21 exons. The record is from RefSeq and is a predicted model, not a curated record. Lineage: Eukaryota; Metazoa; Chordata; Actinopteri; Centrarchiformes; Sinipercidae. Gene Ontology annotation, biological process: cytokine-mediated signaling pathway; positive regulation of kinase activity; protein phosphorylation. Gene Ontology annotation, molecular function: ATP binding; cytokine binding; macrophage colony-stimulating factor receptor activity.
CCGCUGGUUGACAGAGAGGAAGUUUGUCUCCUUCAGUUUGACUUGGACAGUCUGAACAACAACAGAGAGAGAUGAAGGUUUAUUCCCUGCUGCUGUCGAUCGUCCUCAGCUGCUGCUCUGCUGAAGAUCCUCCUGGUCCUUUGUCAAUCCGUCUGAACGCUAACGUCCUGCUUAACCAAACCGAGGUGGUUCUGACCGCCGGCUCUGCCUUCACCCUCAGUUGCCAUGGUAACGGUGCGGUCCGUUGGUCCAGCACUGCGUUCCGUCUUCUGUACCAGGACAGACUGCCGGACCCAGUGGAGGUAAGGAGGUCGGACCCCAGACACACCGGGACGUACCACUGUGGGUAUACCAACCAGAGCCUUAAACACCUGGACACCUGGAUCCACCUGUACAUCAAAGACCCAGCUGAUCCCUCCAGUGUGUUCGUCACACCUCGCAGCACCCCUGAUGUCAAGGAGGGCCAGGACUUCCUAUUCAGGUGUCUGUUGACCGACCCGUCCAUCACUAACCUCACCCUCCAAUCAGAGGGCAGUGCUGGGGGCAGGGGGCGGGAUCUGCCCCAGGACAUGAACGUGACCUUUGACCCCCAGAGAGGAGCACUGAUCCGAGACCUGCGGAAGUCGUUCACUGGACGCUACGUUUGUUCAGGCUGGAAAGACGGAAGGCAGUUCAGAUCCAGACCUGUCGACUUGCUGGUGGUCCCCAGGCUGCAUCAUCCUCCCUCCCUGUCUGUCAGUCAGGAUGAUUUGGUCCGUCUGGAAGGAGAGAAGUUUGAGCUCACCUGUCUGACCAGUAAUCCCUCCCAUUUCUACAACGUCACCUGGACACACCUGAACAAAAAGACGCUGAACGUCACUGUCAGCAGUCACUAUAGCAACGGCCGCCUGUAUAUCAACAGCACUCUGACGGUCUCUGCUGUCAGUCUGACACACAGUGGACCCUACACCUGUACUGCUGUCAAUGAAGCUGGAGUUGCUACGGCAACCGCACAACUCAGAGUUCUGGGUAAGAACACAAGAAACACAAGACAAUCACUUCCACCACUUCCAAAUGAUAUUUACUGUCUCUCCUCUUCUUCCUCACCAGAUGGUCCCUACCUGAGGAUCUACCUGCAGCCGAUGCAGCCUGCUAAUGCUAACACCAAGACCAUAGAGGUCAACUGGGACCGGCUUGCUAACAUUAGUAGGAUGCCAAUUGAGUUGCAAGACGAGCUAGAAGCUAACAUUAGCAGCAGUUCACUGGAAGUGAACGGGGAACUAAUUGCUAAUGUAAGCACCAAUGGAAUGGGUGGGAACGGGACUAGCACUGCUAACAUUAGCGGCAGCAGCACAGUGGUGGUGCAUGAAGAUCAAGAUGUGAUGCUGACCUUUGUGACGGAGGCGUAUCCUCCAAUCAGGAACCAGCGCUGGACGACACCAACACAUGUCAACAACGGCAACAACAACAUGGUGUACCAGGAAAGCUACGCAGCUAACGGCUACAGGUCGGAGGCGAGCUUGCUGCUGCGGCAGGUUGGUCAGAAGGAUCGAGGUCGAUACUCGUUCCACUUCUCUAACUCCUUCUUCAGCGGCUCGCAGAACAUUGACCUCCGAAUUUACCGUGCUCCGAGUGCCGUCAUCAGUGUGGAGAACGACACUCUGACCUGCAGCAGCUUUGGAUAUCCACUUCCCACAAUCCUCUGGUACACCUGCCCCGGGGUCCAGGACACCUGUGGAAACGUCUCCACCUAUCAGGUUUCUCCAGCUGAUGUGACCUCACAGGAGCAGGAGGAGGAGGAAGUGAGGAAACACCUGACCCUCCCUCUGUCACUUGGUGAUGAUGUCACUGUGGAGUGUGUCACCUACAACCACAUGGGAGUGUCUCGUGAAGUCUUUAAUCCUCGAAAACCUCAAACGUUCUUCACUCCGGCUCUGAUUGGAGCUCUGAGUACUGCCGCCGUCCUCCUUCUGCUCUUAUUGGUUGUGUUUUACAAGUGGAGACAGAAACCGAAAUACGAGAUUCGCUGGAAGAUCAUCGAGAGCACCGACGGAAACAACUACACCUUUGUUGACCCCACCCAGCUGCCGUACAACUACAAGUGGGAGUUUCCCAGAGACAAACUCCGCCUCGGUGCUGUUUUGGGUUCGGGGGCAUUCGGGAAAGUCGUCGAGGCGACGGCGUAUGGUCUGGGAACUGAUAACAAUGUCACCCGAGUCGCCGUCAAGAUGCUCAAACCGAGCGCUCACUCUGAGGAACGUGAAGCUCUGAUGUCGGAGCUGAAGAUCCUCAGCCAUCUUGGUUACCAUAACAACAUCGUCAACCUGCUAGGCGCCUGCACUCGAGGAGGCCCCAUGUUGAUGAUCACAGAGUACUGUAGCCAUGGCGACCUGCUCAAUUUCCUGCGGGCUCACACUCAGGACUUCAUGGUGUCCAUUUUGAGUGUGGAUGAAGUGGAGGGGGAGGCCUUCUAUAAGAAUAUGGCCGCCCAGCACGCCCGGCUCAGGAGCGACAGUGGGAUCUCGUGCUGUUCAGAGUAUCAGGAGAUGCAGCCAGUUCUGAGUCCAGGACAAACACACCUGGGUCUGCAGACAGAUAGUCUGUCUAUUGGUGACCUCAUGAGGUUUUCCCACCAGGUGGCUCAGGGUCUGGACUUCCUGUCCAGCAGGAAUUGUAUCCACAGAGACGUAGCAGCGAGGAACGUCCUGCUGACCGAUCGUCGUGUUGCAAAGAUCUGUGACUUUGGUUUGGCCCGAGACAUCCGCAACGACGACAGCUACAUCGUGCAGGGAAAUGCUCGUCUCCCAGUGAAGUGGAUGGCUCCAGAAAGUAUCUUUCAGUGUGUUUACACCGUCCAGAGUGACGUCUGGUCCUACGGCGUCUUACUGUGGGAGAUCUUCUCUCUGGGUAAGAGUCCCUACCCAAACGUUGCUGUGGAUACCAAUUUCUACAAGAUGAUCAAAGAUGGCCGCCACAUGGAUCAGCCAGACUUCGCUCCAGCAGAGAUGUAUCAGCUGAUGACGCUCUGCUGGAGUCUGGAGCCCACAGACAGACCAACUUUUAAAUUGAUUGGCCAGCUCAUUAACAGGCUCCUCCCCUCCACCAAUGACUCAUCGCGACAUCACAGCGACCAGUCAUACAGGAACAUCGAUGAGUGCAGAGAAGAAGAGGAAGAAGAGGAGGAGGUCAGAGGAGGAGACACACUGAAGAGAGAAGAAGAAGAGCGCAGCCAGAGAGAGCGCCAUGAUGAUGAUGAUGAGGAGGAGGAGGAGCCGAUGAUGAAGAACAUCUACCAGCUGUCCUGAUCGUCUCGUACAAUGGAAAUGUGUUUCGUCUGUAAUAAAGACGUUCAAAAUGAAACCUUUAUUCAGAGAUUCAGAGUGAACAAUAAUUUACAACAUGAAACCACCUCAACUGGAAUUUAGAAAUACUAAAUGUUGCCGGACCACCAACCAAACUCAUUUUAAAGCAUAAAAAAAAUCACAAAAAUAUUUUACAAAGAGCCAAACUAAGUUUUCUGUGUAUUUUUUAAAAGUUACGAAAUGUUAUUCCUGACAAGCCAACCAAACUGUUUUCUAAAUGUUUUUAAAAAUUACAUUGUUAUGUCUUCAUUAGAGAUUUUGACAGUAGAAAGAUGACAUUGAACGAUUAAAGUAUUUUCAAUAAAACCAUAAAGUAGUAGUUAAUAAGUGUUUUUUACUCACAAAAUCUCACAUUUUUGUAAUUCAUUGCAGGAUGUAAUUCUGACACUAUCUUUUAUUUUCAUUUAUUUUCUUUAUUGCCUAAAAACAGACACAUUUUUUAUAUCAGAAUCAGCUUUAUGAAAUGCAACGUGUGUAAUAUGUGUGUAAAUGUAACACAUUAUAAACUCUUGUUAAUGUCAAUAAACCCCAUAAACUCUA